UGUUUUUAAGAUGUUUCGCUCCUGUUCAAGUUGUGGAAGUUUUUGACUCCUACUACUAGUGGAGCCUCCAAUCCCUACAACUUGAACUGUGACCUUCAAGCCUUGGUACUUCAACCAUGUAUCAUCCUUUCAAAAGGUCGAAACGCUCGCGAGAAACGACAGAUUCUCCAUCGUAUCGAGCGCGUUCGCUGUCUCCAAGGCUCAAACAGCGGUAUCGUAGUCCAACUCAUCCGAGUCUGCCGUCCAACUUUUUACAGUUUGUUGGUCUCAUUGUUGUCAUUAUCAUAUUUGGCAGUCUUUAUAUCUCGCUGUCGAAAUCGGUGUCGCGACGUACAGGGACGUCGCCUACUCCACCGAACACCACAGAUUUCGGAAUAGGUCCAACUCGAGUACGUUCACCGUCACCAAAAAUCGUUGAUCGAACCGUCCUUCAUGUUCUUCAUGAUAUCCACGAACCCAAUGAUCACCACGAUCUAUCUCCCUCAACAGUCACACGACCCCAUCUCAAAUGGCCCCCGAUUGUCACCAGAAUUCCUGAGCCUAAAGAUGUUCCAGAACAUACAAUCGUUCACGUUUCUAGUAUACUGUCAGCUGCUGCCGCAGUCCAAUUUGACGAAUCAGUUUGUGGUUCAUUCCCAUGUCGCUUUCUUCUUCCUCUCCGUGUCGCCGAGCAAGAACCGAAAACCCAUCUGCACCUCCACCAACUAGCUAUUCUCGCAAGUAGCUUGAAUCGCACUCUUGUUCUCCCGAAUGUAGGCAACAAUCGCAUGGGGGCUUGUUCCAAAUGGUCGUUUGAUUUAUAUUACGACGUGGACCCGCUCAGAAGCGCCCUCCCCGCUAUCAGCACUUUGCCUUUCACUGUAUUUAACAAUUGGAGCGAAACGCGUUCCAUCUUACCUACAAGCAGAACCAUAUCUUUCAGCGUCAGCAAAAGUGGCGAACGAGAUUUACUGCCUGAUGACCAUUUCACCAUCGAUCAUGGCCUUGCAGAUCACAAAGUCGCUUCCUGCCUAAACUCUAAAUUUCCUAGACUUUACCAAAGCUCUUCUAUAAUUUCCUUCAAGUUCUACCGCAACAAUCCGAUCAAGCCAUCGACAAGCCAGCGUCUUAUCCAGAUUCUCUCAGAGGCUGUGGAUUCCAUGGAAUAUUUCUCAGACGAACUUGCCGCGCUUCCGAGAUCUGACGUGUUAGCCAUCGAAUGGGAUCUACGCCACCCAAUCUUCCCUGAGCCCAACAUAGACCUGCAAUACUCUCAUGCGCUUGUUGAGUUUGCAGAAAGAUUAGCAAGCUUCACAGGAUCCUAUAUUGCGGUGCAUUGGCAACUAGAACGUGUUCCGGUAGAAAAUCUUGCGUGGUGUGCGGCAUCGCUCGUCUCUACUCUUCGUUCAGUGCUCGGCGACGAUGACUCGGGGUCUCAGCUAGUCUGGUUCGCUACCGACUACCACACCUUUUCAGAACAGCCAAGUGGUGUGAAGACUAAGAGCGCGAGAUCUGGGACUUUUCGAGUUGUCACGCCCGAGCAUGAGGAAGCCAUGAACAUCCUUCAGGACGCAUUCCAAACAGGUGGUGAUCUGGAGGGAUAUGCCAUGACUGAGUUACCAUCGCAGAUAAAAAGGCUGAGAAUGUUCGAGGGGAACGUUCAGUUUGAAGAAGAGAUUCUGGAAGACUCAGGAGUUUCAGGUAUCCUAGACAAGUUGGUGGCGAUGCAGUCUCAGGUGUUUGUCAGCGGAUCUAAGGCUUGCAGCAAGACGAGUUCCUCUUCGAAGCAAAUAGUCGAAUUUCGAGAGAGCGUAAUGAGGGAUAUGGAAAUUGCUCUGGACAUCCGCAACGUCGUGGAGUUAUUUGGAGAAUGGUAGCGAGUUUAGUUCCUGAAGUUGAAGUGGACAAAUGAGAAGGAACGCGAAGGAAAGCAUAGUAUAGUCAUGCAUGGAACAUGCU
This is a messenger RNA of Suillus plorans, 1938 nucleotides long. RefSeq lists its product as uncharacterized. Lineage: Eukaryota; Fungi; Basidiomycota; Agaricomycetes; Boletales; Suillaceae. The record is from RefSeq and is a predicted model, not a curated record. The coding region runs from base 117 to 1856 and encodes 579 amino acids. The transcript has 2 exons.